Messenger RNA from Aspergillus wentii DTO 134E9, 1830 nucleotides. RefSeq names its product phosphoprotein phosphatase CDC14 (gene cdcA). The coding region runs from base 1 to 1830 and encodes 609 amino acids. Gene Ontology annotation, cellular component: mitotic spindle; mitotic spindle pole body; mitotic spindle midzone. The record is from RefSeq and is a predicted model, not a curated record. Gene Ontology annotation, biological process: regulation of exit from mitosis; positive regulation of cytokinesis; microtubule cytoskeleton organization. Gene Ontology annotation, molecular function: protein serine/threonine phosphatase activity; protein tyrosine/serine/threonine phosphatase activity. The transcript is spliced from 2 exons. NCBI's taxonomy places the organism in Eukaryota, Fungi, Ascomycota, Eurotiomycetes, Eurotiales, Aspergillaceae.
AUGGCAUGGCUCUGGCGUUGCGGCUUACUGACAUUUCUUCAACGUGCAGAUCGUUUGUACCUUGCCUCCUAUGACUCCACACCGGACUCGAGAACCCCAUUUCCCUAUCCAUUGGAACACUCCAAGUCGCCCAGCAAGCGUUCGCGAGCUCAGCCAAGCACACCCAGCAGCAAGCGCCGAAGCCCCGUGUAUUUCACGGUGGACGACACUCUGCUCUACAAUGCUUUCCAUGCCGAUUUUGGCCCUCUUCACAUUGGCCAUCUGUACCGCUUUGCCGUCUACUUCCAUGAGAUCCUCGGUGAUCCUGCCAACAGUGAUCGUGCUGUGGUCUUUUACAGCAAGACAGACUCACGGAGUCGUGCCAAUGCCGCAUGCCUUGUAGCUUGCUACAUGGUCCUCAUCCAAUCCUGGCCCCCGCACCUGGCGUUGGCACCCAUCGCACAGGCGGACCCCCCUUACAUGCCCUUCCGUGACGCUGGAUAUAGCCAAGCAGACUUUGUCUUGAACAUCCAAGACGUAGUCUACGGUGUGUGGAAGGCGAAAGAACAAUCGCUGUGCGGGCUGAGAGAAUUUAGUCUUGAGGAAUAUGAGAAGUUUGAACGUGUCGACAUGGGUGACUUCAACUGGGUCACGCCUCAUUUCCUGGCUUUUGCGUCUCCACAGCACAGUCCCAUCGAGCCGAUCCCGGCGAACACCCCCGAAUACGCUGCAUUGCCGUCUACUGCAUCUCAGGUGCUCAACUCCAAACUACCUCUUCCUUUCAAAAACGUCCUGGCACACUUUGCGUCCCGAAAUGUCGGCUUAGUCGUCCGAUUGAACUCUGAGCUCUACUGUCCUUCCUACUUCACAGCUUUGGGAAUCACACACAUUGACAUGAUCUUCGAAGAUGGCACCUGCCCUCCAUUGCCGCUUGUUCGACGCUUUAUUAAAAUGGCCCACGAGAUGAUCACCGUCAAGAACAAGGGCAUUGCCGUCCACUGCAAAGCAGGCCUCGGUCGUACGGGCUGCUUGAUCGGCGCCUAUCUCAUUUACCGUUACGGAUUUACUGCCAAUGAAAUCAUUGCUUUCAUGAGAUUCAUGCGACCGGGUAUGGUUGUUGGACCUCAACAACAUUGGUUGCACCUAAACCAGGGCUCCUUCCGUGGAUGGUGGUUUGAGGAUAGCAUGAAGGAGAAGCUAGCUCAAAUGGCUCCUGUCACACCCGGUAGGCCGUCUACCAAGCAACGCGCAAACCAUAGUUCUGUGGCAACGCCACCCAACAAUGGUCAUUCGAAACGGUCUGCUUUGGGAGAAAUCGAUCAUAAUGAGGGUGCUGGAGCUCAGGCCGAAGAGAACCUCCCAGCACCGACUCCUGGCCAACCCCGCAAGUCUCACAGAAAGGAUUCAAGGCAUCACCCUUACGCUCGUACCACAUCUGGUAGCCUUGCUGUCGACAAGGACACGGGCAAGAACAAUGAGCAAUCCAACCACCGCAGCCAUCGUCAUAGCAAUGAUAGCAGCGAGAGUGAAGAAGAAACCCAACUCCGCAUGCUUGCGAAGCGUUCUUCUAAGUCCCCCGUGGCGUCUUCAGCCCAGCGAUCUAUCAGUUACUCUGCCACCGUCACCGCUAGCUACACGUUGACAGACGACAUCCACGAGGACCGGGAAAAUUGGGGCGACGGCUCUUAUGCUAUCCCCAAGACCCCCGUCAGCUCAAAGAGCGGUGCGAUUCCCAUGGCCAAAGUUCGGUCAAGCCCUCGUCGUGUAACAGACAGCAGGAGCGAAUCUCGAGGAGUUCGCAAGGCCAGCGGCCGGAUUGGAAGUGCAGGGAGCCCUACCCGGGUGAAGUAG